CCCCCCACCAUUGUUUUAUGAAAAGUAGUUCAGUAGCUACGUUACGUUACGUUCUCGUACGAAUAUUUCUUUUGCAUUCCUCAACAACAAUAGAAACAGCUAUAUUGACAAGGAUAAAGAUACAUAUAUGGAUAUAUCAAAAUGAAAUAAAAGAAAGUCUCAUCCCUCCAAAAGCACUCGAUUCCUCUCUUCCUGCAUGAAAGGAAGUAAGUAAGGGAAACGUAUCCACGUACUGAAGAGACUUGGACAGAAGUUCUUUACUCUUUGAACCAUCAGGUCUACCGGCGCAGUCUCUACUUGAGACCUGUGAGCCCUGACCCGCUGUUAACCUGAGAGCUUCCCGCAGCCAGAAUCAGCAAGAUGGAGGAGGAGGCCAGGUGCUUCCUGGGGAGGUUUGUGCAAGAGUUCCCAGCUGCUCUGGAGGAAGGCAGUCUGCUGCCUGUCAGACCCAUGAGCUGCAAAGUGUCCCUGGAGGAGCUGCAUGGAGAGUGUCUGGAGCUGGGCCUGAGGCUGCUUGCUGUCAGGGGUGCUCCUGCAGGCCUCAGUGCCCUCUUGUGCCAGACAGCACUGUCCCAACUGCUGCAGAACGACCUUUUACCUUUCCACUGCCCCAACGAAGCUGAUGACAACCAGGAAGAGGAAAAGCAAGUAGUCAUGCUUCAGUCAGAGGCAGUCCAACGUCUCUUCCUCAACAAGCUGAUAGAUGGGGCGCUGGCAUGGCAUCAGAACUUCCCCAAGCUUUCACCCUCCCCCUCCCGGUUCCUCCUCUGCUCUGUUCAUGCCAUCAAGAACACAAGAAGGAAGAUGGAGGACAAACACUUGGCCCUGGCUGAGUUUAACCAGCUCUUUGGAAUCCAGGAUGGAGUCGAGUGUGCCUACUACGCUUUGUUUGAUGGUCAUGGAGGGGUGGAUGCUGCCACAUUUGCUGCCACACACCUCCAUGUUUCUCUGAGUAAACAGGAGGCACUGCGGAGUGACACAGCCACAGCCUUUAAAACCGCUUUCAAACACACUGAUGAUAUUUUCAAGAGCAAAGCAAAGAGAGAGCGUCUCCGGAGUGGCACAACGGCUGUGGCGGUGUUGAUUCAAGGACAGGAGCUGACUGUGGCCUGGUUGGGAGACUCUCAAGCAAUGCUGGUCAGAAAGGGACAAGCUGUUACACUCAUGGAUCCCCAUAAACCAGACAGAGAGGAUGAGAAACGGAGAAUUGAGGAUCUUGGUGGCUGUAUCACCUUCAUGGGUUGUUGGCGUGUUAAUGGCACCUAUGCUGUAUCCAGAGCCAUUGGUGACUUUGACCAGAAGCCCUAUGUGUCUGGAGAUGCCGACUGCUCAACAACCCAGCUGUGCGGGGACGAGGACUAUGUGCUGCUGGCGUGCGAUGGCUUUUUUGAUGCAGUCAAACCUUCGGAGGUCCCUCAUAUGGUCUUGGAUGCACUCCAUCUGUCUUGUGACCCCAAGGGCAGGGCAGACACUCUGCUGGAACAGUCUGAGGACACUGCUGGACUGAGCGUUGCUCAACAGUUGGUAGGUCAUGCUAAGGCAGCCGGUUCUAGUGAUAACAUCACAGUGAUGCUGGUGUUUCUGCGUCCACCGCAGCAGCUGCUGGCUCAAAACGCCAGCACAGGACCUGCACAAGCUACUCAGGACUUCUCACAAGAUGCACCACAGCAGUAAAGAAGGAGGUUUG
Etheostoma spectabile (orangethroat darter) is the source of this 1687-nucleotide messenger RNA. It is a transcript of the gene ppm1f, whose product is annotated as protein phosphatase, Mg2+/Mn2+ dependent, 1F. The record is from RefSeq and is a predicted model, not a curated record. The transcript has 8 exons. NCBI's taxonomy places the organism in Eukaryota, Metazoa, Chordata, Actinopteri, Perciformes, Percidae. Gene Ontology annotation, molecular function: protein serine/threonine phosphatase activity; cation binding. The coding region runs from base 361 to 1674 and encodes 437 amino acids. Gene Ontology annotation, cellular component: cytosol; nucleus. Gene Ontology annotation, biological process: protein dephosphorylation; negative regulation of protein kinase activity.